Messenger RNA from Callithrix jacchus (white-tufted-ear marmoset), 4132 nucleotides. RefSeq names its product H4 clustered histone 15 (gene H4C15). The record is from RefSeq and is a predicted model, not a curated record. Gene Ontology annotation, molecular function: structural constituent of chromatin; protein heterodimerization activity; DNA binding. Gene Ontology annotation, cellular component: nucleosome. Lineage: Eukaryota; Metazoa; Chordata; Mammalia; Primates; Cebidae.
GAACUUUUCAUUUUAUUUACUAUCAUUGAGCUUAUACGGGUCACUGAACUAAAUGUCAGUUUACAAAAAAGAAUAAACAAAAAUCGCUGCCGGUGAGGAACACACAGACAAAAUGGGGCAGUACUGAGAUGUAAAGAGAUGUGAAAUAAUGUGAUAGAUUCUGCGAGAGUUACUAGAGUCAGAAGUUUCCUCUAUGUCCGGAAGCGGACGAGGGAGCGGAAGACAUGUGUCGCCAGUGCCGGGGUGUUGGUUUAGGCAGGUGGACGCUGUGAUGCGUGGUGGAACCGUUCAACAAGCCGACUUGAGAACCAGCUUUAUGCGGAGAGAGAGAACUGCUCUGUCAUCCUCCGUGCGUCACCCCCUGGAGGUUCUAAGUUUAAACGCUUUGAUUUGGGGAGCUGAAGAGUUUUGAGCUUAAAAUGACUGAAGAGCCACGAGGUGGGUCCCCAUGUUUCAGUCUAGACGUCUGAACAUAGAUUCAAGACUUAGGAGCACACGGAAGGUGGAGCCAAGGGAGAGAUUAAACAGGGCACAUCAGUUCUUUUAAAAAUAUUCUUCCGGAAAAAAAUCCCCAACAAAACACGAUUCUCUCAGCGGAAACCAGGACAUUUUCUCCUAGACUCCCACACAGAGGGCCCCGAUAAAGUAAUAAACGUGUUAACGGUAAGAACCGCAACCAAUUUCAUAGCGCAGUUUCUGGUCAUUACUCCCAGUGUGGAGCGGAUAGUCCUCUAGCAAGACCCAAUCUGGCAAACUGCUGGCUCCAUGUGGAGCCUCCAAAGGACAGACACAGUGGGGCCCUAAAUCCUGGCCGAGAACAAAGGCCGAUUUAGAGGAUCUGCAGAAAGGGAUGCACAGAACAUGCCUCAGUCCUCCCUAUGCUCGUAGCAGGCCGUCCGUAUACGCCCGUUCCUCGAGAUCGAAAGUAUCAAAUGAAUUGUUUUAAAACCCGGUACAACAAAAGACAGUAAAAAUAGAAACUGCGUAACAGUUGCUUACGUAGCAUUUGCACUGGGUUAGGCGUUAUGAAGUAAUUUAGAGACUAUUUACAGUACCCGGGAGGUUGUGCACAGUUACGUGCGAAUCCUACGCCAUUUUCUACAAGGGACUGGAACAUCCUGGACUUUGGUGUCGGCGGGAGCCCUGGAACCAAUCAAUCCCCCUCCGAUACCGAGGGAGAACCGUUUUGCUUCUCCCAGCACGGCUCUGGCUGACAGUGUGUUGGUGUUGGGAUUCGCUUCGCUGACCUCCAGGAGAAAGCUCGGCAGCGUGCUGACACGUUUUCCCAGGACCAGAUCGCUCCCGGGUGAGCGGAAGCAGGGCGGCUCGGUGCAACAAAACAGCCUAGGGCCGGGAAUUAUGGCGAACCCGCCCCCUCCCGCCGUCCCUUGGCGCACAGAUCCCCGGCGCCGCCGCUCUUGAGGUCGCCUCUCGCGUGUCCGCCUCCUCGUCGGAACGGCGCUUCCUGCAAUUUUACACAAGCGCAGCUGGGAAUCCGUUCGUCGGGAUUAAACGCUGAGCUGGCGCGCUCCUGCCGGUCUCCGGCCUCCGUUUGCUCUUCCUGGGGCUCCCUCCAGACCUUUCCCCUUAGGCUCUGCACGCCCUCCGGGCGUCCUCACACCAGACACAGGCCAAAGCCCCGGCAGAAUCCCGACGCCGCGGGAUGGGAUCUGAAUUCUCCCGGGGACUGUGGCGCAGUGAUGAAGGGCGAACAACAACAAAGGAAAGGGCGAGAGUGAGAGAGCCCUGAGAAGGAAGAAGAGGAAAGCAGAAAAGAAAUGACGAAAUGUCGAGAGGGCGGGGACAACUGAGAACGCUUCCCGCCGGCGCGCUUUCGGUUUUCAAUCUGGUCCGACAGUCUUGUAUAUCAGGGGAAGGCGGCCCUCGCCCGGACAGAAGCCGUCUUCCGGGCUGCAGCGGUCAUGUCUGGCAGAGGAAAGGGCGGAAAAGGCCUCGGCAAAGGGGGCGCCAAGCGCCACCGCAAGGUCUUGAGAGAUAACAUCCAAGGCAUCACCAAGCCGGCGAUUCGGCGUCUAGCUCGGCGUGGCGGCGUUAAGCGGAUCUCCGGCCUGAUUUACGAGGAGACCCGCGGUGUGCUGAAGGUGUUCCUGGAGAACGUGAUUCGGGACGCGGUCACCUACACGGAGCACGCCAAGCGCAAGACCGUCACGGCCAUGGAUGUGGUGUACGCGCUCAAGCGCCAGGGGCGCACCCUGUACGGCUUUGGAGGCUAGGCCGCCGCUCACGGCUUUGCACGUUUCCGUCCCAAAGGCCCUUUUUAGGGCCGACCACUUGCUCAUCUGAGGAGCUGAGCACCUGACUGCGUAAAGUGCAACAGUAACCGUGCGGGAACGUAACUUUGCCAGCGGGGCGGCAGUCGGAUCUGAAGUUAACAGACAGCUGGUGUCCGUACAACUCGCAGCCUUAGGGGGCUUCAGUCGUUGACCUUUUGCUUGCCUGGGCUUAUUUUAGCCUUUUUCCAUGCGAAAGGUCGAAUGUGCUCUAGGUUCGAGCGCUGCUUUUUUCGGUUCGCUCUUGCGCAGUGUAGGCACACCUAGGGGUGUCGGGGUCCGGACGUAAUGAGGCACUGGCCAUUUAAGCGUCCCUUGCUGUGUAAUCUCACUCUUCGCUCAGGCAAAGUGGGGAGAGUAGCCUUAGUUUUAGAGGUGCGGGCUCUCACCUGAUCCGUUCAGGUUUCGUCAGUUAACCUUUCUGGGCUUCGUUUUGCCCUUACAUAACCAGCGGGUGGACUACGUGCCUUCGUCUAAGGGUCCAUUCAUGGUCUACGCUGUCUUAAGACGCACUCAACUCACUUCAAAUAAAAGUGUGACUUUGCAGAUCAAUCUUCGUACAGUUGAAAAACGCCUUUCUGGCAAGUUAGUGCCCAGUGCCUGAAAACUGUCAUUUCUUGUGUUCAGUAACAAGGCCCCUUAACUUAAUCAAGGACCUGUGAGAUGACCGUCUCGGUCGUGGCAUUGCGAGGAUAUAGAUGAAGAGACAUUUUAAUGUGAUCCCUCUAUAAUAGUGACUCAAGGAUAUGAUCUUAAAGCAACUUCAAGAAACGGGCCAUCCAGGCCUACGAUUUUACAGCGAAAUUGGACGGUGUAUGUACUUGAGAGAAUAAAAUCUGUCAGCUCCCAAAUGAUAAACCAGUAGUUGCUUUACUGGUCUUCGGACGUGACUGCUCUCAUCAGCAUCAGACACUUGAGAAGGAACUAGGCUUAAAACACGGUACUUGGCAAUCGGGUUGCCAGCAAAGCAGCGGAUGCGAGACUUGCCCUCCAGGAGCUUAGCAUCAGACGGGAGAAGAGAAAUAAAUGCAUAAUAUGUAGGCGACAUAAAUCCACACCAGUACGCAGUUAGGAGGAAAUGGCAAAGCCAAGAGUAAGAGGCCGUACGUAUUCAAUAUGAUGAGAAACUUAGACAAUACUAUAGGAGCCCAAAUGCUACAGAUGUCACUGGCUGCUGGGAGACUAGGGAAAACUUGUCCAUGGACGUGGGGGUUUGUGUCGGACUCUGAAUAAAGAGCAGAAUGCUUGCUGUCCUACUGGCGGGUUAUCUGCCCAUUGCCUGAAAAGUAUCAUUUCCUGCGUUCAAUAAAAAGGCCCGUUAUGAGAUAUGAGCUACGUAGUAAAGGGGACGGGGGCAGGGAGGACGUGGCAAGAAUAACAUGUGUGAAGAUGUCCAGGUGGGAAACAGAAGUGUUAAUGCUCCGGAUGUUUCCUUUCCCUUUCAGAUCUGACCUGUCAUUUCCAGCAUUCCUAUUUGAAAUAUCACUGUUUUUUUGUUUGUUUUUUUUUUUUUUUAACCUUUAAAGGCAAUGCUGAUGAAUAUAUCUGAUCCUCACCAAGAUCCACUAAAGAAGGAGAUAAAAUUUGAAGAGAAAUAAGAAAGAAAGGGAGUGGGGUAGAAAACACCCGUUAUUUGAAUUAGGGUAGCCUCUCAUCCAUCCAACAAUGGAAAACACAUCCAUUGUUCUCAAAGUGUAGCCUCUCAUCUAUCGGUAUUGAUCACCUGGGAUAAAAAAAUCUUGGGCCCCACUGAAUGAGACACUGAGGGAUGAGACCGUGUAAUUGGUACUUUUGAAAAAGCCCUCCUGGUGAUUCUGAUACAUAUUAAAGUUUGAAAACCA